This is a messenger RNA of Trichomonas vaginalis G3, 1197 nucleotides long. RefSeq lists its product as uncharacterized. The record is from RefSeq and is a predicted model, not a curated record. NCBI's taxonomy places the organism in Eukaryota, Parabasalia, Trichomonadida, Trichomonadidae. The coding region runs from base 1 to 1197 and encodes 398 amino acids. The transcript has a single exon.
AUGUGGGGAAUUACACUACCUAGAAAAGGUCCUGUUACGAUAAAGAAGCCUCCAUCUACUAAUCAGAAAGAUAAAGAAAGGCAAAUUGCAAAUGCAGAACAAGAUUUAAUGCACGAAUAUCAAAGAUUUCACGAAGCUUUAACAAAAUUCGAAGCAGAAAGAGAUAGUUUUGAAGAAUGUCAUGUCUCCAUAAAUAACGAAGAGAUGAUUGAAAAUAUCAGGCAGAGUUUAUACUAUUAUUCUUCAUUAUUAGAAGAUAGAGAUAUCAUUUCAGAUCGUCUUUUAGCAGAGCCGAUAGUUUCAUGCGAACAAGAUGAAAUUAUGGUAGAUUCUAUAGUAAAUGAUAACAUAACUUUACAAAACGAAAUUGAAAAAUUUAUUGAAAACAUUAAUACACCAGAUCAAACAAUUACAGAAGCUGAACGAUCAGAUAUAACCAUUGAAGACCGCAAAAAUGAUAUUAAAAUUAAAAAUUCACAACUUUCGACAAAAAUUAAUGAAGUUGAAAGUGAAAUAACUGCAAUUAAAGCCGAAAUACAAUCGUUAACUGAUAAAGUAAAUGAAUUAGACUCUAGUUUACUUGACAGAACAGAUGAAUCAAGUACAGAAAUUGAAAAGCCAAAUCAAACAAUACCUCGUUCAAUUUCGGAUGGUUCAGAACAGUAUUUUCUUGAGAAGCAGGUAUUUGAAGCAAAUGAAGAGGAAAUAAAGCUUAGAGAGCAAAUUAUUGAAGAUACAAAAAUUGAAAAUUCCCAAAUCUUAUCUAAUCUUGAAAAAGAAGUUCAAAAAUUGCGAGGACAAUCUAAUUCUGCCAGUUUUUCUGAUAGCAUUGAUAUUGAUUUAAAUUCUUUGUCAAAAAAGCUUGCAGAUAAAGAAUCAGAGCUAGUUCAGAUGAGGAGACUCUCAGAUAAUCAGAAGAGAUUGUUACAAAGUAUUGAUGAAGAUAAAAUUUCACUUGAAAAAAGAAAAGAAAAAAUUAAUGAAUUAAAAUCCAAAAUUGAGUUGAAAAAGCAAAUGAUAACUACAAAGAAACAGAGAGUAUUAUCUUUGAGAUCUGAAUUAAACAACUUCAACAAAGAACCUGAAAUUGAAAACAAUGAGGAAAUUCCUAGUACUUCAAGUCGAAGGAAAUCAAACACUAGCUUUAGUGAUAGUAUAGAAGCCUUGCCUGGUGGUAUAGAUAAUCUUAUUUUCUAA